Molecule: messenger RNA, 678 nt
Organism: Paramecium primaurelia
Lineage: Eukaryota; Ciliophora; Oligohymenophorea; Peniculida; Parameciidae
Source: the annotation of a GenBank genome assembly
AUGUAAACAUUAAUAAAUGAUACUCUAAUUGAUUCGACAAAUAUUGCAAAUAUUGAAUAUCAUUCUGAAUCAAAUAAUUUUGAUUUAAGAUUUUUAUCUAUAACUAUUGAUCCAUACAAAUAAAAUAAUCAAACCAAUUAAAUUUAGAUUUUUUGUCACCUUAAUGAUUAAUCUGACACUUUGUUAUAUUAUAUUGAAAUUAAAGGUAUAUUUGCUAAUUAGGGGAGUGUUAUUUUUAAUCAGGUUGUUAAAUAUGUUAACCAAGCUAAGGAUAUUAUUCUGUAACAAAUUGAUACAAAAUGUUCUAUUUUUUAUUAAAAUAAAUUUCAAUUUAUAACUUCAAAUUAGAUUUAACUCAAGAAGGGUUAUUGUAGACCUAAUUAUUAAUCUGAUUUGAUUGAACAAUGUUUCAAAUUUGUUGAUUUUGUGAAGGAUGAUGGGUUAUGUCAGAUAAUUUAUGUUUAGCAGAACAUAUUGGAGGUUUGUGUGAAGAAUGUGACAUGUAUGAUAAACGAGGACAAAGAAAUUAUUUUUAAAUUAAUUAAACAAAUCUUGUUAAGAUUGUAGAGAUGCAAUUAAUAGUGUAUUUCCUUUUGUUCUUACAUCAAUAUGGUAUUGUAUAAUAAUAUGAUUUAAUAGGGCCCUUAUUUCAACUCUUCUAACUUUAAGAAGUAUUGA